AUCUGUCUGUGAGCAGCGGAUAGGUUCUCAUUGUUUGCCAUUUCCAGUUUCCAGUAAUGGGAACGAUUACUUGAACCAGACAGGUUCUGCUGGAUAUCUGAAAAAACUUACCACAUUUCAUGGCAAAACUUUAUCUAGUUCCAUAAAACAAACAAACAACAAAAUCUUUUACUUAUUUUUUGAACCUUGAAGCAAAUCCCAUCUGAUGAUGAAUAUUGUUUUAUUUUGGAAAUAAGUAUCUGUUCUUCAGAAACGAGAUGUAUCUUGCUCUUCUGGUGAUUUUCUUGCACUGUUCAGAACUUUAUGCUCAGCAGAGAGUUUUUACUUUCAACGUAGUUGAAAUCAAGGUUCGGCCAUCUGUCAAAGUGAAGAAUGGAGCUCCUAUGUCAAUCAUCUGCCAUGCUGAUAUUAGCAAAAAAAGUGAUUUCCAGCUGAGGCAUAAUUUUACAAUUUUUAAGGAUGGCAAGCUUGUGUUCAUGAUCUCAUCAGAUAAAGCAGAGGCGCAGUACGGAAUACCUGUAACUAGAUCUUCAGAUACAGGAGACUAUCAGUGUACUGUGGAAGCAGGAGGGAAGACAAAGUCUAGUAACUCUUUACACGUUUGGGUAGCAGGAAUGACCAAACCAAUACUGACUGUUGAGAAAAAAGAAGUUUUAGAGGGUGAAUUUGUAAAAUUACGCUGUGAACUGCCAGAGGAAGAACCUCCUUUACAUUUCUUUUUCCAGAAGAUAAACACGAAUUCAACACCUAAACAAAAACAUGUAAUCGAACCACACAGAAAUUUUUCCACUAUGGAAUUUCCUGUUGAAGAGGGGGAUAAUAUUUUACAUUUUGAUUGCUUUGGUGGGAGACAUGUAAAGCUUGAAUUUGAAAACUCAGAACCCAGUAACAGAAUACUUGUUACAGUCAAGGAACCAUUUAUAAAGCCUACUUUGAAUGCUAAGCCCUCAAGUAAUAUUACAGAAGGAGACAGAAUACAGUUUGAAUGCUCUACUGUGGUAGCCCGAAUGCAUAACAUUGAAAUCAUGCUCCAGAAAAACAAAACUAUCCUGAGCAGUGUACAAGAUGAGAAGAUUUUGAAAUACUCUACAGUAGCUACUCUAGAGGAUAGUGGUGAAUACCUGUGUAAGGUGGAGCAAGGGAGAGCCUCUAAAACCAGCAAGCUGAAUGUUGUUGUGGCAGAGUUAUUCCCUAAGCCAGUACUGACUGCUUCUGCAGUUAAGCUGGAUGAAAAUAAGGAAUUAACCUUGAACUGCAGCAUUAGUGGUUUUCGGAAAGCUAACUUCUCUAUAUUAAGGAAAAAUUCAAAUGGAGACAUUUGGUUGAAAAAUUCUAGGAACUUAACAAUGAGAGUUCAUGUGAAUGACACUGGAUCUUACAUCUGUAAAGCUGAAGUAAAAGGAAUAGUCAAGGAGAGCAAACCUGUAAAGAUAAACAUUUAUGCUCCAGUCUCCAAGCCAACUCUUUCUGUUGUCAGUGGUUUACCUGAAGUAGUGUUAGGGAAGCCUCUACAGUUAAUCUGUCAUUCUGUGAUGGGAACACCACCGAUAACAUUCACAUUCUACAAAGGAAAUGAAUUUAAGAAUAUAGUAGUUAAUGACACAUAUGCAGUAUUUGUGGAUGACAAUAUUGGACAAAAUGACAAAGAAGGAUACAAAUGUGGUGCUAGAAAUAAUCACUCCAGUGGUAUGAAAACUAGCAAUAUUCUAAACAUCACGGUGAUAGUACCAAUCAGGAAUGCCAGCUUGGGCAGUAAUCCUUAUGGGCAAGUGGAAGAUGGCAGUGAGACUGCUUUUCUCUGUUCUGUAAAAGAAGGGUCGUGGCCAAUCCACUUCAAGAUUUUUAAAAAAACUGAUCAUGAAGUCCUUUUAUUUGAAAAAAGUGAGAAUGCAGACAGAAUCUUGUGGCGCAAGGAAGCAAUGAACAGACAGGACACAGGAACCUAUUACUGCAUUGCUUCAAAUCGAGCUAAUGUGGAUGUGAAGAGCCAUCCAAUAACCAUUAGUGUUGUCCUAGCGGCUUGGCAGAAAGGAGUCAUUGCUGCAUUUGUCCUAAUACCUGUUGCAGGAGCAAUAGCUCUCACUUUAUGGUGGUUUUUGUUUAAGAAAAAAACAGCUAAAAGACCGUCCAUGGAGAUGUCUGGAUCUGCCUUGGCUACAGACCUGAAGAGUGAAAAACUGACAAGACAGAACAAUGAUGGAGACUAUUAUUCUGGAUCAGGUUACAUUGAAGAUGGUGAAAACCACAUGAAAUCAACAGAUGAAAAUAAAGGACCUGACCUUGGGAGUGCUGAGGUGGAGUACACUGAAGUUGAAGUAUUGACGCUUGAUCCUCACAGAGCUCCUGUACAGAAGGGGACUGAAACAGUUUAUAGUGAAAUCAGAAAAGCUAAUAAUGAGAAUACAAGGGCCUCCUGAUGCUACUUAGAACAGCCAUCUCAAACGUUGACUGGCAGAAGAAAACAAAUCAAGAUGGAAGAUGUUGCAGCUGUUUCAAAAGCUCUCUUUAUGAGUUUGCCGGGCUCUUUUCAAAGUUUACUUCUCAGGGGGUCAAUAGAGAUGUUCCUAAAGCAUUUAAUGGAAAAAAAUUUCCUAUGAGAAUUUCUAAGUGCCUCUGGAAACCACUGACCUAGCUUCCCAUCUUUAAUUUCACCUGCUAAUGCAGUUUGGUCUCUCUAGCCUCCAAUUGAUCAUGCUUUGAGGAAGUAGAAGGGGAAGCUACAGCUGAGGAAGUACAUUUCUACAGUGCAGUAACUACUGUGAUACUAGAUAACUAAGCUUGCUUUAAACUAGUUAAUUUGGUUAUCAAUAACACUCUACUGUAGCAGAACAGAGCUCAGCAGCUCAGCACAGCCUGGUCAGCUAUGUGUGUGCUUUGAUAAGAUCUUGCAGCUUGUGCUGAGCUCCCUGUGCUGCAGCAGCUGGACUGCUACAAGUUUUGGAGCCAGUUAAUUUAUAGCUAGCUUGGAUGUUAUACUGCAGCGAUGGGUCUAAUGGAAGAACAAACUCUGGGAUCUCUAAAAACUUGAAUAACUGUUCGAAGAUUCAGUACUUUACCAAGUACUUCUAUCAGUACUUUACCAAGUACUUCUAUCAGUAGAGGUACAAAUAUUCUUGUUCUUUGCUGAAUUGCUUUCCCCCUCUAAAAGUUCUAAUGUCCUUUUUUUUUUUUUUUUUGGAUGGCUCUUCAAGGAAUAAUUGCCCAUCACAGUUAUUCUGGAUAAUGCAAAAUACAGGUCUUUGGUGGGCGCAUAUACGAUACCCAGAUCAAUGAGCUUGUGCCUGAAAAUUCUGCCAUGUAUAAUCCUCAUUCAUUUGAUUUUAGGAGAGAUCCAAAGUUGUACUUACGUCCAAUUUGGAGCUUCAUAUCUAUCCUUUCUCUCUAUAGUAUGAUAAACCACUAUCAUGGCUUUUGAAGAUCACCUUCAAUCCAAAACUGUUGCUGGAAUGCUAUUUCAAAUUAGGGGUUCAGUAAAGUCCUGGCUAUAAACUUCAGGCUAGACUAGAUUGCUUUAGUUUUAAUAAAUAGAAAAAUGAAAAGUACUGUCCCCAACCCUUCAACCCAUCGGUCUCUGACAUCGCAAUUGCUCUCCUUUUCUUACUGCAGAUUAAAUUACUACAUGAUCUGGGCCACAGGUAAGAAGGUUUUCAUUUUAAUCAGCAAAUAAUGAAAGAGAAGACAUGGAUUUGUAUAUACAUAUAUAGUUACUGCUUUAUGCAUUGUAGGCGCAAAACCAGCAAGAAGUACAAAAGGGUGUUACAUCCUCAUUCCAAACACAUUUAAAUUUUCCGAUUCUAGUUACUGGCUAAUAUCUCAUUAAUUUAUUGUUCCCUAUGAAAAUGUUGUUUGUAUCAUAAAUCUUUCAUAAAUUACUUCAGAGCACUCUUCUGUUGGCAAAUGUUCAUUCUAACAUCCCACCAGUGCCUAUACAAAUGUGUUACUAUAGGGAAUGUGAAAAGGUAUUUUAAUAAAUAAAUCUUUUAAUUGAA
Rhea pennata is the source of this 3989-nucleotide messenger RNA. It is a transcript of the gene PECAM1, whose product is annotated as platelet and endothelial cell adhesion molecule 1. Gene Ontology annotation, biological process: cell surface receptor signaling pathway. The coding region runs from base 258 to 2417 and encodes 719 amino acids. Lineage: Eukaryota; Metazoa; Chordata; Aves; Rheiformes; Rheidae. Gene Ontology annotation, cellular component: plasma membrane. Gene Ontology annotation, molecular function: transmembrane signaling receptor activity. The transcript has 15 exons. The record is from RefSeq and is a predicted model, not a curated record.